Messenger RNA from Pollicipes pollicipes, 339 nucleotides. RefSeq names its product cuticle protein 7-like. The record is from RefSeq and is a predicted model, not a curated record. Gene Ontology annotation, cellular component: extracellular matrix. The transcript has 2 exons. Lineage: Eukaryota; Metazoa; Arthropoda; Thecostraca; Pollicipedomorpha; Pollicipedidae. The coding region runs from base 1 to 339 and encodes 112 amino acids.
AUGCAGCCCCAGUACAAUGAGGAGGCCAAGCCUUUCGCUUACGACUACGCCGUCAACGACCGCUACUCCGGAGCCAACUUUGCCAAGAAGGAAGAGAGCGAUGGCCACAACACCCAGGGAUAUUACUCGGUGGCUCUGCCCGACGGCCGUCUCCAGUACGUCAAGUACGUCGCCGACAGCUACGGCGGCUACAACGCUGAAGUCACCUACGAGGGAGAGGCCCAGUACCCCGAGUACCAUCCGGCCCCUGCCUACAAAGCUGCCGCUCCGGGUUAUAACCCUCUCCACAAGCCUACCUACAGCCAUCCCGCCCCGGCAUUCAAGCCUGUGACAUACUAG